CACGCUUACGUACACUUUUGGCUCUGCUGAAAAGAAAGAAUUUUUUGUUCUCAUUUUUGCGAUCAGUGAGGAAAAGAAAGAGUAAAGAGUAAAGAGAAAAUGUCCGGAGAGAUUGAAGAAGACGAGGGACGACGUCGUCAAAGGAAGCUUGAAGAAGCUGUUGAAGUCAAAUCCCUUCGCCGUAUUAUUAGUGCCUACCUCAAUUAUCCCGAGGCUGCAGAAGAGGAUGUCAGAAGAUAUGAAAGAUCUUUUAAGAAGCUUCCACCUGCUCACAAGGCUUUAUUGCCCCACUAUCCUUCAAAGUUCCAAAGUCUGAGAAGGUGUAUUUCUAUGAAUGCAUAUUUCAUAUUUAACAUGCUUCAGGCAUUUGAACCUCCUUUAGACAUGAGCCAGGAUGUGGAUAUUUGUGAGGAUUCACAUCUAGAAACCUUUGGAAUUGAGCAUUGCCACUCUGAGGAGGGAAAUGCUUCCUCUUGUCAGUCUGCAUCAACCGGUGGAAGAAUGUGUUGUUCCAACCAUGCUCAAGCUUGUUCUCAGGAAAGAAGCAGCAUAAUGAGCAAUCCAACAGCAGAUCUGCAGGAGGUGCAAAGUGAACAUCAACAUGAGCCCAUUUCUGGAAGCUGCGCUGGAGAAGUGGGAAAUAAGAAAGAUAUAGUUGAAUGUUGUGGAAUUGAUGUCGCUGAUUCUAAUGGGAAUGUUUUUUCAUAUCCACAUGACUGGUUGGAUCCAUCAUUGCAGUUGAAUGUUCCAUUGGUUGAUGUUGAUAAGGUCCGUUGUAUAAUAAGGAAUAUUGCUAGAGAUUGGGCAGCAGAGGGAGAGAGAGAACGUGAUCAGUGCUACAAGCCCAUUCUUGAAGAACUGGACACCCUAUUUCCCAAUCGCUGUAAGGAGAGCCCUCCUGCAUGUUUGGUUCCUGGUGCUGGACUUGGUCGGCUAGCCCUAGAGAUUUCAUGCCUUGGUUUCAUAAGUCAGGGAAAUGAAUUUUCAUACUACAUGAUGAUAUCUUCAAGUUUUAUUCUUAAUCAUACUGUAACAACUGGACAAUGGACAAUAUAUCCUUGGAUCCACAGCAAUUGCAAUUCACUUUCAGAGAAUGAUCAACUUCGUCCAGUAUCAAUACCAGAUAUUCAUCCGGCGAGUGCAGGGAUUACUGAAGGUUUUUCUAUGUGUGGUGGGGAUUUUGUUGAAGUCUACAAUGACUCCAGCCAGAUUGGCGCCUGGGAUGCUGUUGUGACUUGUUUCUUUAUUGACACAGCACACAACAUCAUCGAGUACAUUGAAAUCAUAUCAAGAAUUUUGAAGGAGGGGGGAGUUUGGAUAAACUUUGGACCUCUACUGUAUCACUUCGCAGACAUGUAUGGGCAGGAAGAUGAGAUGUCAAUUGAGUUGAGUUUGGAAGAUGUAAAGAAGAUUGCUUUCCAUUAUGGGUUUCAUUUGAAGAAAGAACAGACCAUUGAAACAACCUAUACCACAAAUCCUCGAUCCAUGAUGCAAAACCAUUACCAUGCUGCAUUUUGGACAAUGCAAAAGAAAAGAACUUCCACAACAUAGCAUGGGAAAGAUGAUAUGAAUUCCUGUAUUACUAUACUCCAGGUCCUGCCCCUCUUUUUUUUUUUUUUUUAAUUUCCACUUUCAUGAUGCCUCUGGCCAAACUGGGGUUAGAAAGAAUAAGAUGGAGAAAGUUAAGAAAGUUGAAUGAUCUUUAUUAUUAUUUUUAAUGCUUUGUUUUUUUGUUUGUUUGUAUUUUUUUAAAAAAAUUUUAUUAUAGAUUUUAGGAUUUACUUGAAUUAUUUUCAAGUAAGUUGUAGUAUAGACAAAUCCAUGAUUUUUCUUUUUUUUUCUUGGAAAAUUGC
Messenger RNA from Durio zibethinus, 1853 nucleotides. RefSeq lists its product as uncharacterized. The record is from RefSeq and is a predicted model, not a curated record. Gene Ontology annotation, molecular function: S-adenosylmethionine-dependent methyltransferase activity. NCBI's taxonomy places the organism in Eukaryota, Viridiplantae, Streptophyta, Magnoliopsida, Malvales, Malvaceae.